This is a messenger RNA of Platichthys flesus (European flounder), 1234 nucleotides long. It is a transcript of the gene rbm38, whose product is annotated as RNA binding motif protein 38. Gene Ontology annotation, molecular function: RNA binding. Gene Ontology annotation, cellular component: cytosol. NCBI's taxonomy places the organism in Eukaryota, Metazoa, Chordata, Actinopteri, Pleuronectiformes, Pleuronectidae. The record is from RefSeq and is a predicted model, not a curated record. The transcript has 4 exons. The coding region runs from base 271 to 1023 and encodes 250 amino acids.
CGCAGUGGGCGCAGGCAGGACGCGCCUCCAGAAGCUUAAAGACUGAUGUUUUUUUCCAGGACACGAGACAAGAGGGAGGGAGACACCUGUCGGGAGGACGGUACAUCCAGGCGCUGCGUGAGAAACAUCUGGAGGCUGCGUGUUUAUAGACAUGGACGCGCGGUUGUCGUCGCUGUAGCCUCUCGGUGACCGAGGCGCGUAAAGUUGUGUUUCUUUGUGCCAUCCCCAUCUCCCGCUGCUCUCUCCGUUUGUCUCUCUCCAUCAAGCCGCAUGAGUUCUCCGCUGUUUGUGGGUCAGCUGCUCGGGGUCCCGUUAGAAAUAAUGCACCCCACCAUGGAGAAGGACACAACUUACACCAAGAUCUUUGUCGGCGGGCUGCCCUAUCACACCAACGACGCGUCACUUCGGAAAUAUUUCGAGAGUUUCGGGGACAUCGACGAGGCGGUGGUGAUCACGGACAAGCAGACAGGGAAAUCCAGAGGAUACGGCUUUGUGACCAUGGUGGACAGAGGGGCGGCGGAGCAGGCGUGCAAAGACCCGAACCCCAUCAUCGACGGCAGGAAGGCCAACGUGAACCUGGCGUACCUGGGAGCCAAACCUCGCAGCUCGCAGACAAGUCUCUCUGUUGGAGUUCAGCAAGUCCAUCCUACGUGGGCUCAGAGGCAAUAUGGGCUCACCCAGCAGUACGUCUACCCCCAGGCGUUCCUCCAGCCCAGCCUGGUGCUGCAGUCCCAGCUCAGCCCCACAGCAGCGGCCCUCUCCUCCCCUUAUCUGGACUACAGCUCCGCCUACAGCCACUACACCCCCACAGGACUGGAGCAGUACCCUUACAGCCCCUCGCCAUCCCCCUCUGGUGGCUACCUCAGCUACAGCUUCUCCCCUGGCACACCGGCGUCCUCUCUCGCGGCGUCCCUGACCCCUCCGGCCUCCAUGCCCCCUCCACUGGCUGCACUCACCGCCAUGUCUGCUGCCCCGCAGGCCUUCCUCCACUACCCCCUGCACCAGCCCGACCGCAUGCAGUGAGCUGCCCUGAGAAAAGAGGAUCAGUGGCGGUGGAUGGAGUGACGAUUCAAAGACAGCCUGACUGUUGAGCUGUGUCGUCAUCGGGAUGAGACUAAAUCACCAGGAAGAGAGUGUGAUGUAAUCAAAGGGCUUUUAGAAAACACUCGCAUUCCUGUUUCUUUCUUUUUUUAUAUAUAAUAUUGUUGAAAUAAAUGUUUUAUUGUUUCAUCAG